This is a messenger RNA of Metarhizium brunneum ARSEF 3297, 2187 nucleotides long. Its product is annotated as Peptidase S41 family protein. Gene Ontology annotation, biological process: proteolysis. NCBI's taxonomy places the organism in Eukaryota, Fungi, Ascomycota, Sordariomycetes, Hypocreales, Clavicipitaceae. Gene Ontology annotation, molecular function: serine-type peptidase activity. The record is from RefSeq and is a predicted model, not a curated record.
AUGCUGGCAUUUGCAACUCUCAUCCUGGCGGCGACGGCGACACUGGACACGGGCGGCAAGUUGCAAACAGCUUGCGCAAACAUUUCAUCCUCGUACCAAUCCUGGGUUGCUAGAGGCGGCACGGGCACCUUUGCAGGUAUUCCAGGAAGCACAGCGCAGGGGUGUCUCCGAUCGAUGCCCUUUCAUCCCCAGCUGGCGUUGCAGUUCUUGAAGGAAUAUGAAAAAUACCUCCAGUUUCACUCUACAAUUCACACACUCAAACAUGCUCCCCCGAGCUACAUGUCGGCACAUGUCGACCUCGUUGCUCACCUUGAAAAUAUCAGGCAAAAAGUAGUCAACGGGCUUUACUCGUCGCAGUUUGACUUUGACUGGGACCUGGGCAGAUCCAUAUCCAAGGCAAACGAUGGCCAUCUCACCUUGUCGCUCUGUUCCCAGCGCAUUAUGCACUUCGAGCACCCACCGCCUCUCGUCUCUCUAUCCACGGAUGGACUAGAGCUUCCCAGUAUAUUCACUUUCCAGGAUGCUAAGCUCAAGCUUGCUGGAUUUCCUGAGGUUUCGCCUCUUGUAGAAAUCAACGGCGUCGAAGCUGCUUACUUCCUGGAGGCCAAUUAUGCCAUCAAGCUUGGCUACCAGGACCCGGAUGCCCGGUAUAAUCAUCUAUUUGCGUCUCCUUCUGCCAACUUCUCUGGCAAAUACUCCGGGGGCGCGUGGACGUCAUUGCUGGGCUUGUGGCCUGGUGCUUCGAAUCGCCUAUUAUUUUCCAACGGAACGACCGUCACUGUCAAGACUACGGCGUCCUGGCCACAUUCAAAUGGCCCAAUGAACUAUCCUGAUGGCAAGUCACUGUUUGAAGCAGCGUGCGUCCCGCAUCCAGACUCCGGUUCUGCUUUUGGGUCAUAUGGAGGUACCUAUGGCAUCUCUCCGCAACUAGAGGCUCCUCCAAGCGGUGCCUCAGUAUUUCCAGAUCCAAUCGUUGGUGAGCAGCGUGACCGCGCUCGUGGUUACUAUCUAGAUGGCGCGGGCUGUGAAGAUGUUGCCGUUCUUCAGGUAUCCGACUUUCGUGUUGGUCAAAACGCCACCCGCUUUGCCUCUGUCGUGGGCCGGUUUGUGAUGCAGGCUGCGGCAGAUGGCAAGAGGAAGCUUAUUCUGGACAUGUCGGGUAAUCUUGGCGGAGAUAUUGCCGCAGGGUUCAACCUAUUCCGAGUCUUGUUCCCGGACAAGCCGAUAUACCCUGCCACUAGAUUCCGAGCGACCGAGCUCAUCGACUUCAUGGGGCGCAUCUUCUCAGAAACACACAAACAGGAAAACGUCACGCUGGAUCUCCCAUUUGUCGCGCCGCUUGCGGUGGGCAUCGACGGAACAACAAAGAUGGGCUCUUGGGGAGACGUUUACGGGCCGCACGAGAUUAUGGGGGACCAAAUGUCUAGUAUGUCCGGUGUCUUUGAUUUCAACCUCGGCUCUACCUCGAGCGAUCCCAUCAGUGGCUACGGCGACAUCCCGCUGUUUCCAGAAGUGCAGCUAUUUCCUGCCAAUAAUAUCAUCUUGAUGACGGACGGCCAGUGUGCGUCUACAUGUUCCGUUGUCGCCCAUCUGCUCAAGGAACAGGGCGUGAGAAGCAUUGUCUUUGGGGGAAGACCUCGCCACGGGCUGAUGCAGGCCGUUGGCGGCGUAAGGGGAGCUCAAUACUGGGCUUUGGAUACCAUCAGCGAGUACGUUGAGCGCGCGCGCCACCUGGCUCUCGCGGCUCUGCAGACAGAUUCUCCAAUCCUCUCGCGGGCAGAAAUGCAGAGAUUCAACGAGCUGGCGCCGCUUCCGCUACGAGACUUGCCACUCCGUCUCGACACAUACGAGCAAAGUGGCAUCAACAUCUGCAACGCGUACAGCCCAGGAGACGACUCGAUACCGCUCCAAUUCAUGUACGAGCCGGCCGACUGCCGUCUCUUCUUCACGGCGGAGAACUACAUGGACCCUGCGACGGCAUGGGCCGCGGCCGCAGCAGCCAUGUUUCUGAACGGCUCUUGUGUCGAUGCGACACCAGCCGGGCGCCAAGGUUUGAGCAUCUCUCCGGCCAAGACUAUGGCCGAAUCUGUCUCGCUUCAUUCAUCGAGGGGAGGGCUGCGUCAAAAGUUUGGCGCAGAAAGGUCCCCAAGCGGCAAGGCGCUCCCGCUCCCAAGAUGGGCUGCAUGA